Messenger RNA from Neoarthrinium moseri, 624 nucleotides. RefSeq lists its product as uncharacterized. The record is from RefSeq and is a predicted model, not a curated record. The transcript is spliced from 2 exons. Lineage: Eukaryota; Fungi; Ascomycota; Sordariomycetes; Amphisphaeriales; Apiosporaceae. Bases 1 to 624 code for a protein of 207 amino acids.
AUGACCCCUACCGGCGAAUCUAGCGGCUCAGAACUUCAGAACAACUCGAUUCUGAGAACUUGUACCAUGUUUCUCCCUCUGCUGCUCCUGCUUGCGCCAGCUGCUGCUGGGUGUCAGAUUCCAGGCGAUACUCUACCCAACAACAUCUCCGAGCAAUUUUCGAUUCAACUCCAGAAUGUAUCCUAUCCCGAAGUCCACAACCACUUCUUGAACCUUUGGGACUGGGGCGGCGGGGACCAGCAUCUAUUUGUGAGCCCCGCAGGCAACUCGACGAGUGAACUUACGCUGUUAGACGGUGUGAUCACGCUACCAUGGGAUCCGAUCAGGCGCGCAGUAAUUAACGGGGAGUACGAGGUCAAGGAUAAUACCACUAAGAUGUUCAUGACCGAGCGUGGCGAUCCACGUGCCAUUUUUGAUGUCGUUUACGGAUGCAACCCGGAUACAGAUGCUUUGCAGACGGAACUGCACAUCAAGUCUCGCGGUGACCUGGAGGCCGGAGGGAACAUGGGCGUCAGACCGUUUAAUGGAGCGCAUGAUUUUCGAUGGAGGCCCUCGGGGACGUCAAUUGUUGACCAGGAUCGUCCAUGGAUCCAAGUAACACUGGUAGUACGACACCUUACAUAA